AUGUACUCUGUCCCGGAGAGCUUUCUCGAAAUAGAGGUGACAAAUCCCCAAACACAUGGCUUCGGUCGUAAGAUGUACACCGACUACGAAAUAAUAUGCAAGACGAACAUCCCGGCAUUCAAGUUGCGGCACUCGGUCGUGCGGAGGCGCUAUAGCGACUUUGAGGCGUUCCGUGAUAUCCUCGAGCGCGAAUCUACGCGUGUUAACAUCCCUCCACUUCCCGGCAAGGUCUUCACGAAUCGGUUCUCUGACGAAGUUAUUGAGGCUCGUCGCGAGGGGCUCGAGCGCUUCCUCACCAUCGUUGCUGGUCACCCUCUGCUUCAGACUGGUAGCAAAGUCCUAUGCGCAUUCCUUCAGGACCCUGCAUGGGACAAGGGCCAGUGGGUGUAG
Molecule: messenger RNA, 390 nt
Organism: Fomitiporia mediterranea MF3/22
Lineage: Eukaryota; Fungi; Basidiomycota; Agaricomycetes; Hymenochaetales; Hymenochaetaceae
Product: Phox-like protein
Exons: 4
Coding region: 1-390 (129 amino acids)
Biological process (GO): endocytic recycling; late endosome to Golgi transport
Cellular component (GO): early endosome membrane; retromer complex
Molecular function (GO): phosphatidylinositol-3-phosphate binding
Source: RefSeq, a predicted model, not a curated record